Colletotrichum karsti is the source of this 1077-nucleotide messenger RNA. RefSeq names its product nad binding rossmann fold-containing protein. NCBI's taxonomy places the organism in Eukaryota, Fungi, Ascomycota, Sordariomycetes, Glomerellales, Glomerellaceae. Gene Ontology annotation, biological process: NADPH regeneration. Gene Ontology annotation, cellular component: cytoplasm. The record is from RefSeq and is a predicted model, not a curated record. Bases 1 to 1077 code for a protein of 358 amino acids. Gene Ontology annotation, molecular function: oxidoreductase activity; nucleotide binding. The transcript is spliced from 4 exons.
AUGUCAGGGGAGAAGCUCAACGUCGCCGUCGCCGGCCUUGGUCGUAUGGGUUUGCGACAUGCCAGACACUUUGCGACCCUUACCCCGAAAGCCAACCUCAUUGCCGUCAGCUCACCAGUGCAAGCCGAGCUCGAUGCCGCCAUCGCAGAAUUUGGCCCUUUGAGAACAUACCUCGACUACGAUGAAAUGCUUCGCAAGGAGUCGACACUGCAGGCAGUCAUCGUUGCGAGCGCGACCACAGUCCACGCUGAGCAGGCCAUCAAGGCCAUCGAGAAAGGCCUGCAUGUUCUCUGCGAAAAGCCAUUGAGCACAAACGUUGAUAUCUCGCAAUCCGUUGUCGACGCCUAUGAGAAGUCGCUUGUCAAGAACCCCAACCAGAAGGUGAUUUGCGGCUUCUCCCGCCGGUUCGACGCUUCAUACCGAGACGCGUACCAGAGGGUCGCGCGUGGUGACGUCGGCACGCCCUCCGUCUUCCGCUCUCAGACGUGCGACAAGCUCGACCCCUCAGGUUUCUUCGUCGACUAUGCCGAGUUUAGUGGCGGGAUCUUUGUAGACUGCUCCAUCCACGAUAUUGACCUGGCCCUGUGGUUCUUCGGCGAAGACAGCGUCGUCAAGAGCGUUGCCGCAAUCGGCAUUACUGCCGUGCAAGAGGGUCUGAGGAAGCACAACGACAGAGACAACGCAGUCGCUAUUGUUGAGUUCUACGGCGGCAAGAUCGCGCAGCUCUUCUGCUCCCGCAUGAUGGCCGCGGGCCAGGAGGACACGACCGAGAUCUUCGGUACCAACGGCAAGGUGGCGGUCAACACGCAGCCGCAGCUCAACCUCGUCAACUUGUACGAGCCGACGGGCAUCCGCCGCGAGAUCCCCCCCGACUACUACGGCCGUUUCCGCGAGGCCUUCAUCACGGAAGCGAACGAGUUCACGGCCUGCUGCCUGAACAACACGCCGCCGCCGAUGAAGCUCGUCGGUGCGGUGAACGCCGUCAAGAUCGGCUGCGCCCUGCAGGAGAGCUUGAUCACGGGCAAAAAGAUCGAGUUCGACGAGUCGGGCAAGCGUGUUGAGCUUGCGCGCUUGUAG